GACGCCAACCCAAGCAUCCAAUGCAGUUGAAAGUUCAUGAGCUUUUGUAUGUAGCGCAUUUCCCAGUUUGUUCUCAUUGUCACAGCCGCGCGAAGAGCAAGAAGGGCGCCAGGGUUUUGCGGGGGCAGAUUUUCCAGAUCCCAGCUCUCCAGCGAGCUAGAUUUCGCUCGCCUCUCUCGUCGGCCAUGGCAUCCGUCAAGGAGUGGGGGAAUCAGCCGCUGAGCGCUGUGGACGAGGAGAUUUUCGACCUGAUCGAGCAUGAGAAGGCGCGGCAGUGGAAGGGGAUCGAGCUCAUCGCGUCGGAGAACUUCACGUCGCAGGCGGUGAUCGAGGCGCUGGGCAGCGCGCUCACCAACAAGUACUCGGAAGGUAUACCCGGCAAUCGCUACUACGGCGGCAACGAGUUCAUCGACCAGAUCGAGAAUCUGUGCCGAUCCAGGGCGCUGCAGGCUUAUCGCCUCGAUCCGGAGAGGUGGGGUGUGAAUGUCCAGCCCUACUCUGGAAGCCCGGCGAAUUUCGCCGCCUACACUGCUGUUCUUGAGCCGCAUAGCCGGAUUAUGGGCUUGGAUCUCCCAUCCGGUGGCCAUCUCACCCACGGCUACUACACAUCUGGGGGUAAGAAGAUCUCGGCCACAUCGAUCUACUUCGAGAGCUUGCCAUACAAAGUGGAUCCCAAGACCGGCUACAUUGACUACGACCGGCUCGAGGAGAAAGCUAUGGAUUUCCGGCCCAAGCUUAUCAUCUGCGGCGGUAGCGCGUAUCCAAGGGACUGGGACUAUGCCAGGCUUCGCGCUAUUGCGGACAAAUGUGGAGCUCUACUUCUCUGUGACAUGGCUCACAUUAGCGGGCUCGUGGCUGCCGAGGAGGCAAAGAGUCCGUUCGAGCACUGCGACAUUGUGACGACGACCACGCACAAGAGCCUGAGAGGACCAAGAGCCGGCAUGAUCUUUUACCGAAAGGGCCCCAAGCCUCCCAAGAAGGGCCAGACAACGGAAGAAAACUACGACUUCGAGGACAAGGUCAACUUUGCUGUGUUUCCAUCGCUCCAGGGAGGACCGCACAACCAUCAGAUCGCUGCUCUGGCCGUGGCACUGAAGCAAGUCAAUACACCCGAGUUUAAGGUGUACGCGAAGCAAAUCCGGGCCAAUGCAGCGGCUCUCGGGGACGCGCUCAUGAAGAAGGGAUACAAGAUAGUAACUGACGGCACCGAGAACCAUCUCAUCCUCUGGGACUUGCGUCCGCUCGCUCUAACUGGAAACAAGGUCGAGAAGGUGUGCGAGCUCGCUCACAUAACACUUAACAAGAACGCGGUGUUUGGAGAUAGCAGUGCUCUUGCGCCUGGAGGCGUCCGUGUUGGAGCGCCGGCCAUGACCGCAAGAGGUCUCAAGGAGAAAGACUUCGAGCAAAUCGCCGAGUUCCUGGGACGGGCGAUUGACAUCACGCUCGCCAUCCAGAAACAACACGGUAAGAUGCUGCGUGACUUCAACAAGGGACUGGUGGACAACAAGGAGCUCGCAAAUCUCAAGGCCGAGGUGGAAAAAUUCGCCACCUCUUUUGACAUGCCCGGCUUCGACGUGACGAGCAUGAAGUACCACUGACACUGUGAUCGAUUCGCUCGAUUCCAUGUGGCUUUUUGUUUUCCAAGAAAAAUUAUUUUUGUUUCGUUUGAUCGAAGCAAAGUUCGUUCUCAUUUUCUCUACAAUGGAAAAAGGUGGCCAA
Selaginella moellendorffii is the source of this 1719-nucleotide messenger RNA. Its product is annotated as serine hydroxymethyltransferase 4. Gene Ontology annotation, cellular component: cytoplasm. The coding region runs from base 21 to 1598 and encodes 525 amino acids. Gene Ontology annotation, molecular function: cobalt ion binding; zinc ion binding; pyridoxal phosphate binding. The record is from RefSeq and is a predicted model, not a curated record. Gene Ontology annotation, biological process: folic acid metabolic process; L-serine catabolic process; tetrahydrofolate interconversion. The transcript is spliced from 4 exons. Lineage: Eukaryota; Viridiplantae; Streptophyta; Lycopodiopsida; Selaginellales; Selaginellaceae.